Molecule: messenger RNA, 512 nt
Organism: Kogia breviceps (pygmy sperm whale)
Lineage: Eukaryota; Metazoa; Chordata; Mammalia; Artiodactyla; Physeteridae
Source: RefSeq, a predicted model, not a curated record
AUGGGGACCCCACGAGACGCCCCGCGCGGCUGGCGGCUGCGAGCCCGCAGGGCUGGGAGGGGCGGGGGGCGGGGCGCGGGAGGUCUGGCAGCGGCGGUGGCGUCGGUGGCGGCGGCAACUGCGGCGUCGCUGCUCGGGACGCGGCGCGAGGCCGGCCGGCCGGCAGGGGGAGGCGGGGGGCGAGGGGCAGCCCCGCCUUUCCCCCGAGGAGCCGCCAGGCAGCCAUAUUGCAGAGCUGUCUGCGGUGGCGGCGGCGCCUCUCGUCUCUCGCGGCCCAUCGCUCCCUCCACCGCCUCUCCCUCCCUGCCGCAGCCGCGACACCCGGCGCCGCCGCGCAGCGCCUCGGCCACACUCAGGGCGGGAAGGAGCAGCCUGCUCUCGAGUAGAGAAGAAAGGUUGAGAAGUGUUCCUGAAAUUCAUUUAUUUAGAAUCUGAAUCUAUCUGUUCUCUUUUUUGCCGUCCCUCUUCUCUACCAGUCUGGGUACAGGGGUGAACUUGACUCAGAAAGAGAA